GUGAUUGCAGUGGACUGGAAGGGACUGAAAGAUGUGGACCAGAUCAAUAUGGACAGCACCAGCUCAUUGCAUGGCAGUAGCAUCCACCGACCCUCCACUGAGCAAACCCGGACAGAUUUCUCCUGGGAUGGUAUUAAUCUGUCCAUGGAAGACACAACCUCCAUUCUCCCCAAGCUGAAGCGGAACUCCAAUGCUUAUGGAAUUGGGGCUCUGGCUAAGUCAUCUUUCUCUGGGAUAUCCCGCAGCAUGAAGGAUCACGUCACGAAGCCAACGGCUAUGGGACAGGGUCGUGUAGCUCACAUGAUUGAGUGGCAAGGGUGGGACAAAGGUAACAGCCAGCAACAGCAGCAUACACAUGAAGCGGUGCGCAAGGAUGCUGAUGCCUACUCAGACCUGAGUGACGGCGAGAAGGAGGCCCGAUUCCUUGCAGGGGUGAUGGAGCAGUUUGCCAUCUCUGAGGCCACUCUCAUGGCCUGGUCCUCCAUGGAUGGUGAGGAUGUGAGUGUCAACUCCAACCAGGAGAACCCAGCAAGCAACUACAGUGAGAACUACCAGGAGCUGAUGGAGAACCAGGAUCACAUGGCCCAGACACAGUAUGACAGCUGGCCUCACUCCUAUGUCUCUCAGGGCAUGUAUUGCCUGGGCUCCUCUGAUGCGUGGGAGACCAGCGACCAGUCCCUCAUUGCUUCCCCGGCUACCGGCUCCUACCUAGGCCAGAACUUUGAGGAGACCCAGUCCAACCUGCAGGAGAGCACAUUGAUUCAGAGUAGCCUCAUCCAGCAGCAUCAGAUGCAGCAGCAGCAACCACAGGCCCUGCUCCAGAACCCAGGGCUCGUUGACAUGUGGCCCCCUCAGACUACCGCAGGGGGUGGCGGUGGGGCUGAAUCCAGCACAUACAUGGGGGUGCAUACAGAGGAGGAAGGGAACCCACUACUGGAGAAGGCCCCGCUGCUAAACAAGAAGACCUCUCCAGAGGAGGACGAUGCUGUAUGCCGGGACCUGGAGUCACUGUCACCUCGGGAGGAGCUGGAACAUGCCGCACUCAGCCGCAAGGUCUCGGAUGUCACCUCGUCCGGGGUGCAGUCCUUUGAUGAGGAGGAGGGGGAAGCAAACAAUUGA
Messenger RNA from Emys orbicularis (European pond turtle), 1119 nucleotides. RefSeq names its product family with sequence similarity 131 member B (gene FAM131B). The record is from RefSeq and is a predicted model, not a curated record. Lineage: Eukaryota; Metazoa; Chordata; Testudines; Emydidae. The transcript is spliced from 6 exons. The coding region runs from base 49 to 1119 and encodes 356 amino acids.